Messenger RNA from Owenia fusiformis, 6505 nucleotides. The record is from the annotation of a GenBank genome assembly. Lineage: Eukaryota; Metazoa; Annelida; Polychaeta; Sabellida; Oweniidae.
AGUUGAUAUACACAGUCGGGAACUAACAUAGGUCAUUCUAAAGUAGGAGAUAGUUUAACACGAUGUCUUGGAUUUUAAAACAAGUUUGGACUUGUGAAUGAACAUGACUAUAACCACAUGGAAUUAAAAUUCAAUAAGUUUUGAAGAGUUAACAACACAUUACACGAGAGGAGGAUUUAUUUUGGAUUACUGAACAGGGAGAUUUAUAUGAAUAAUAUAUUUGGAAACCGCCUGGAUUUAGUUAAGUGUAAAGGAGUGGCGUGUAAUACCAGAGCUGGUAAAAUGUUGAAAGAAAAGAUCUGAUUGGACAUUACAUAAAGAGCUACUAGGAUGAAGCAAGCAAUAUUACAAGUCGUGUGUGGAGCAGUUUGGCUUUUAGUCACAUCAUCAAAUGCUGCGACAUAUAUCCGAGAAAGCUUUUCCGAUGCUACGAACAUUGGAGAUUUUGAACGUGUCGUUGUUGAUAAUCGAACAGGACGUUUAUACUUAGGGGCUGUAAAUAAAUUAUACAAAUUAACUGAAACUUUAACUCAAGAGCAGAGUCUAACGACGGGUCCGGAACAAGAUAGUCCGAAAUGUAUAAAAGACGAUGACUCAUGCCCAGAUAGAGUCCCAACAAACUGUAUCACCAAGGUGAUGGUGAUUGACUAUAGCGCAGAGAAGCUUAUACAUUGUAUGAAUUUAUAUCAGGGCUUUUGUGCGAUUCGAAAACUUGGAGAUAUUACUCAAUCAGAUCCACCGAAUUACAAGCCAUUGGUUGCUAAUGACGAUACAUCUCCAGCAGUUAUGUUCAUCGGCCCAGGUCCACCUGAUCCGGCAACUACAAAUGUUUUAUAUAUUGGUGCUACACGGACAGUUUUAACUGACUCUAUUUACAGAGACUAUAUUCCCACUGUAAGCAGUAUAAAUCCAUCUACAUUUUCACUUGCCGGGGAUAAUUUACAAGGAGGGACUCAGAAAUUCAUAGAUACUCAUAAUCGGGACACAUUCUUUGUAUAUUACAAAUAUGGAUUCACUUCUGGCUUGUUUAGUUACUUCCUUACGGUUCAACGAGAAUCGUUAACUAUUAAUUCUGCCAAAUAUGUGACCCGAUUGGUCCGUGUGUGUCAUGGCGAUGAGAACUUUUACUCGUAUACUGAGGUCCCGCUGGAAUGUAAUCACAGUGGAACAUCGUACAACCUUGCUCAAACUGCAUAUGUCGCCAAAGCGGGGAAUGAUCUUGGGAAAAGUCUAGGAAUGCCAAACAACGAAGAGGCAUUAUUCGUCGCCUUUGCAACAGGUCAGACUAAAGACCCUGACUCUAAUUCUGCACUGUGUGUUUUCCCGAUGCGUCAGGUGGUCGGAAAGUUUACAGAGAAUAUCAAGGAAUGUUUUAAAGGAUUGGGGAACACUGGGCCAGGACACAUCGCAACAACAAAAAUAUGUACAAAAUCAGAUUGGACAAUAGAUGACGAUUAUUGUGGAGCACAUGACUUCAAUCAGCCAAUUGCAGGGAACAUACCAAUUGUAGGCAAAGCCGUUAUCACAUUCCCGACCACGCUUGUGACAUCACUAGCCGUGACGUAUACGAGCAACACAGUGACCAAUCAGUACACAGUCGCAUUCAUGGGAACAUCAACCGGCCAUUUGAAAAAGGUUGUCAUAGAAACAAAGGAUAGGGCAGAAGAGUAUGAGGAUGUUGUGAUUGAAGAGGGAGAACCUAUCAAGAAAGACAUGCCAUUUGAUAGAUCCAAGAAACAUCUCUACAUCAUGACCAAUAAGAAGAUAAGCCGUGUUAAGGUACAAGAUUGUGGGCAGCACACAUCCUGUGACACAUGUCUUGGGCCAACUACCAGAGACCCCUAUUGUGGCUGGUGCUCACUAGAAAACAAGUGUAGCCUAAAGUCAGAAUGCCAAGGAAGUGAAAGCACUACCCGUUGGCUGCCAUAUAUUGGAACUCAGUGUACACGUAUAACCAGUGUAUCACCUCACCAGGCACAGAUUGAGAGAGAGCCAACGAAACUGAGUCUGCAAAUCACUAACUUACCGCAAGAUGGUGCUCUGAUCGGGCAGUAUCAGUGUGCAUUCAGUAUUGGUGAAGAUCCUCUUACCACGCCCACAAGUUUGACUUCAACUGGGGUAGAAUGUGAGACCCCUUCCCCACACCUACUACCACCUAUACCCACAGGCAAAGAUCACUUCGUCAUGACGCUAUCUGUCCGAUUGAACAACAAAGAUUUUGUGUCAACUAACUUCACUUUCUUCAAGUGCGGUCAGCACAGUUCAUGCACGGCUUGCACUUUAAGUGCUUUUCCUUGUACCUGGUGUGUGCAGAGACACAAGUGCACCAAACACUCUGACACCUGUCUCAGUGAUGUACUCGUCACUGGCAAAAACUCCCCAGGGACAUCAGAUCGUCCAGGACCAGAAUCAUGUCCGAGGAUCGAGGCUGGUUUUACGGAAAUUCUCGUAUCUUCUGGUUCAAGUAAGAUUGUCAGUGUCAGGGCUGUGAACUUGAUGGAUUUCCAAACAGACUUCAAAUGCACUUUCACUUUGGAUGGUUUACAGACAGUCCCUGCAACGAGAACCAACAACAUAAUUCGAUGCGAUGGGAAGAGGUUUGAGUACUCAGUGAACACUCCUUACCACAAUGUACCAUUCAAGAUUACAUGGGGUCCUCAGAAUAGACCCCUUGAUAACCCCACUGAUAUUCAAGUCAAGAUCUACAAGUGUGGUACAAUGGCGAGCAACUGUGGCGAAUGUUUGACACGCGACCCUAAAUAUAAUUGCGGCUGGUGUCAGCAGACGGGUGUAUGCAGCAAAGAAGACAAGUGCAUCUCCCAAUGGCGUGACGGCAAUUCAGUCUGUGAUAACCCAAUUAUUACACAGUUCUACCCUAAAUCUGGCCCAACUAAAGGUGGCACUAAUGUCACUAUUGAAGGCAUCAACCUUGGAAAGCAUGCUGAUGACAUUAAAGACCAGGUGACAAUAGCAGAUGUGCCAUGUUACGUUUUUACUGACCUCUAUGAGCCAGCAUCAAAGAUUGUCUGUAGAAGUGGGUCAUCGACGAGGAGAGAGAAAUCUGGUGUAGUUCAGGUUGUCGUAAACAAUCAGGUCAUCGCAAAAUCUACUCAGGAAUUCUUUUACGUGCAGCCGGCAAUUACAAGAAUCUUUCCUGCAAAGGGCCCAAAAUCUGGUGGAACAAAAUUGACCAUAUAUGGGCAAAGUAUGAACGCUGGAGCAAAUAUAUCAGCAAGAAUUAAUGGCCUGUCGUGCAAGAUGAUCAGUGCGUACAGUGACAGGGCAGUAUGUAUAACAACUAGAAGUCCACGUCGUCAAUCAGCUGUAGUCAGUAUGACUUUCGACAAUGAUAACAUCCAGGGACCCAUAGGCAGUGAGUUCUCGUAUGUUGCUGACCCAAAUAUAACAGAAGUGAAUAGUCCUCUUGGCAUCAUCAGCGGAGGACUGAGCAUUAAAGUUAGCGGCACAAAUCUGGAUUCCAUUCAAGAACCAAAGAUGAUUGUCUAUGUCGAAGAUAUGGAAUUUUCGAGUGAUUGUCAAGUUCUGAGUUCCACAUCGAUGAACUGCAAAUCACCGAAUACGAAUCCAAGUGGAUACCUUAACAGCCCACUAACGCCACCUUUACAAGCAAGCUACGGCUUCUUAUUGGAUAACGUGAAAGCCAUGAGAAAUAUCACAGCAGAUCCGAGAUUUGGAAAAUUCACGAUUCAUGCAGAUCCUGAAUUUGAACUAUUUCCACAAGGCGUCAAGUACUUCCAAGAGAAAAAUGAAUACCUGACAAUUAAUGGCAACAACUUGGAUAAGUUAAAAAAGGAAGAUGUUCAAGUCAAAAUUGGUACAGGAUAUUGUAACGUGACUUCGAUCGCACUAACACAGAUGACGUGUAGGCCACCUGACAAACAGCCCACAGCUGAGAAUACAAAAUGGCCUAAAGUUAUCAUUGUUAUCGGCAGUAAUUUAACUUUUACAAUUGGGGACUUGAGCUACGAGCAGCCAUCUUCAAUGGUUCUGCCCCUUAACAUAAUUAUCAUCAUCGCCCUGGUCGUAAUCUUAGUACCAGCCAUUGUUGUCAUCAUUGGCGUGGUUUGCUACAAGAAAAAAUCCAAAGAGCGUGAUCGCGUGAUGAAGAAAAUGCAAACGCAGAUGGAUGUCUUAGAAAGUCGUGUAGCAAAGGAAUGCAAAGAAGCUUUUGCCGAGUUACAGACAGACAUAACAGAGUUGACCAGUGAUAUGUCAGGAAUGGUAGGAAUUCCGUUCAAAGAUUAUCGCUCAUUUGUCAUGAAUGUACUAUUUCCUAAUGUGGAUGAAUACGACCACCCAGUCACCCGAGACCUAGAUGUUGACCUGAUCAAAAAUGAUGGAAUGCAGAAAGGUCUGCGUCAGUUUAGGCAGCUCAUGUACAAUAAGACAUUUCUAUUGCUGUUUGUGCGCACACUUGAAAACCACAAGAGUUUCACUAUGAGAGACAUGGUCAAUGUCGCUUCUCUCAUCUCUGUGGCACUUCAGAAUAGGAUGGAGUACCAAACUGAUAUUUUAAAGACGCUGCUAUCUGAACUUAUAGAGAAGUCAAUGGAGGGUCGUACCCAGAAUGCAAAGCUGCUUUUACGUCGCAAUGAGCGAGUUGCUGAGAAAAUGCUCACCAAUUGGUUCACUUUCCUGCUUUACAAAUUCCUAAGUGAAUGUGCAGGAGAACACCUAUACAAACUUUUCCGUGCCAUUAAACAACAAGUUGACAAAGGUCCUGUUGAUGCCCUUAGCAGUGAGGCCAAGUAUUCUCUAAGUGAAGACAAACUUAUCAGGCAGCAGAUCGACUAUCACAUUAUGACGACCAAUUUGGUAGAAGCAGACAGCCAGUACUCAGAUCAAGAGUAUCCUGUGAAGGUCCUUGACUGUGACACCAUCACUCAAGUGAAAGAGAAAAUCCUAGAUGCAAUAUACAGAAAUGCCCCGUUUUCUAGUCGACCACACCAUGAAGAUUUAGAUCUGGAAUGGAGAAAUGGGGUCAGAGGUCGUAUGAUCCUCCAAGAUGAGGAUCUGACAACUAAGGUUGAGUCAGGAGACUAUAAAAAAAUUAACACUUUGGCACAUUAUAAGGUGCCAGAUGGUGCUAUAAUGGCUCUCAUUCCCCGCCAACCAUCAGGGUACAAUAUGUCCUUACUCUCCGACAAGUCAGGGGCAUCAAAUCGCUAUGAUUCUGUUCUUUACUACUCAAUGUCAGGGAGUCCAGCCAUGAGUCGUUCCGUAUCUCCAAAUACAGUCAGUGUGGAUAUAGAGGGACCAGGCUCCAAGUACUACCAUCUAGUGAAACCACAUGACAGUGAAAAAGAGAAAGAAGGAGAUAGAGGUAGUAAGAUGGUCUCUGAGAUCUACCUCACCAGACUUCUAGCUACAAAGGGGACGUUACAACAAUUUGUAGAUGAUCUAUUUGAGACCAUCUUCAGUGUGACACACAGGGGUACAGUCCUGCCCAUUGCCAUAAAGAACAUGUUUGAUUUCCUGGAUGAUCAGGCCCUGUUGCAUGGUGUUGCAGACCCUGAAGUGGUCCACACCUGGAAGUCCAACAGUCUUCCAUUGAGAUUCUGGGUGAACAUCAUUAAGAACCCAAACUUUGUAUUUGACAUCCACAAAUCGAACAUCGUUGAUUCGUGUCUGUCGGUUGUGGCUCAGACAUUCAUGGACAGUUGCUCAAUGAGCGAACACAGACUCGGGAAAGAUUCCCCAUCAAGUAAACUCCUCUAUGCCAAAGACAUUCCCAAGUAUAAGAAAUGGGUCGAAGGCUAUUAUCGUGAAAUCAAACUGAUGCCUGCGAUUAGUGACCAGGAUAUGAAUGCUAUGUUAGCUGAUGAAUCACGUCAACACACAGAAAUAUUUAAUAUUGACGCAGCAAUGUAUGAGCUGUAUCAAUACGCAGUCAAAUAUUAUGAAGAUCUGAUGGCAACUCUAGAGGAUGACGAAUUUGCAAGAAAGAAUCGCCUAGCAUAUAAGUUUGAACAAGUCCAAGCUUGUUUCGAAAGCAAUGCCUAAAUCUGACGGGACUACAUCAAGGGGCAAUUUUGUCAAAAUGCUUCAGACUUAAAAUGCCAAAAUGGUUGCCAUAGAAACCAGGGAUCAACUGCUGAGGGAGCAUAGUGGUGUUGCUUUCCAUAGACGCUUUUAAUUCUAAACGUAAUAGUGUAGUGUGGCUACACUUAAUAUAGUCAUCGGUGUACCAAAUACUGAUAUUACAUUUUGAGGGCAGUAUCAUAAAAUGCUUGGCCAGUAAAUAAAGGAGAAAGCAGAAUCUCCCUAGGGAGAUCCUAAACUUGAAGCCUCAUCUAUACAAAACACUAUGGAGCUGCUAUUUUCAUCAGAAAUGAUUUCUGCUUCUUAGCUUUGGAUAAAGGGUGAAUUCAGGAAUCAGAUGAACAUAUCAAUAACUAACCAGGGGGUCAUUAACAGAAACUUCAUAGAGCUAUAAAUUGGUAAAUCAAUUGUAACAUGGAUAUAAUGAUGUCACAGUUAGGAA